Pseudophryne corroboree (corroboree frog) is the source of this 2426-nucleotide messenger RNA. RefSeq names its product coiled-coil domain containing 71 like (gene CCDC71L). The record is from RefSeq and is a predicted model, not a curated record. The transcript has a single exon. Lineage: Eukaryota; Metazoa; Chordata; Amphibia; Anura; Myobatrachidae. Bases 240 to 854 code for a protein of 204 amino acids.
GCUGGGGUAUGUCGUAUUUCAAAGAAGCAGCUAUAUAGCCAACGGUAGGGGCCGUUGGAAGAAGCCAUCUUUGUCUCCGCCAUCGUAUUGGAGCUCGCUGCUUGCUGUGAGGCCGGCGGCCAGGAGGGGGGCGCCGCACGUCGUUUUGGCAGCAGCCAAGUUUUAUUUUCCUCCCCCUCUCCGUAAUUGAUUUAACUCUUUGCCCGCUCAGACCGGGAACAGACAAAGGCGCCGGGAAGAUGGAAGACGAGAAAGUUGUGUACUCCCGCUCGCAGCUGCUGUUCGCCGGCACCAAGCCGCUGGAGGACGCGCUGGAGAUCUUCGUCCCGGGGUCCAAGCAGUUCAUGAGCUCGGACACGGAGCUGUGGAACUUCCUGUGCAGCCUGAAGCGGGACUUCUCCCCGGUCAUCCUGCGGAGCAAGGACGUCUACGGCUACUCCUCCUGCCGCUCGGUGGUGCCGGACCCCAGUCAGCUCUCCCGCAAGAGAUCCACAGAGCCGGCGCCCGCCCCGGCCAAGAAGCAGCCGGUGAAGAGGAGGCGGAGAGGCGCCCGGCUGACCAGCAGCAAGAGGCGCCGGCGAGGCAGCAGGAGCGCGGCCAGCGAGGAGUCCGGCACCAGCGGCGGCAGCAGCGGCUGCAGCAGUCCGACUCCUUCCGAGGUUCUGUGUGGAUCGCUGGAGGAGAUCUGGAGAGCGGCCGCCCCUAAGCUCACCGCCUUCCCCACCAUACGGGUCCGGGACGUGUCCUGCGAUGCCACGGUGGCCGCUGCGCGGAGAAGGGCUCAGGCGAUCCUGCAGGUGAAUCUGCAGCCCGUGGUGUUGAUUCGCCGCUACCCACUGGUGUCUUCAUCCUGAGAUCCUCCGGGAUCCUACUUGGCCCCUGUGCACUUUCCAUGCUGGACUACUCGCUCUGGAGGUGGCCGCUCCGGAGAUCAGUCCCCCUGUUUACAUGUUCCCUGGAUUCCUUGUCUCUCACUGCACUUUACUGUAACGGCUUACUACUAGGGAUAAAGGGAUCUGGUGCACGGGGGGAUCCCGGGGAUCUCACCACGUCUACCGGUAGCCUGCGGAGUCGCUGCGAUAUAGGGGCAGCUUUCACCGGGUGCUGCUGGGACCUCAUCACCCGGACUGAGCGGCAGUCUGCCACCCGGCAGAACCGGGGUUCCGGUGUAAGGAUGACACUGGCAGAGAGAGAACUGCUAGCUGGAGUGACUAUUGCAUAAUGCAUGUUUCGCAAUGACCUACAGUACCAACAGGUAAACUUGUGUGCAAAGAUGAUCUUUCCAGAGAUGUCUGAGACAUUGUGGCCGGCAACUACCUCAAGAAAAUCCGGAGUUCAACUCUAACCCCUAUCCAAAGACUUGUUUUGUACUGUCUAUCGUUUCACUUUGCUUUUUAUACUUACGACUUGUGUUCCUUUUGCACCAUUUGCCAAGUAUUUUGAAAGCGUCUUGAUGGUUAAGAACUGUGAUGGGCUGGAUGGCCCUUUAUGCAAAUUUUUUUUUUUUUUUUUUUUUUUUUGUAACAUAUUUGUGUCAAGUUAAUCGCAAGUUUGUUUAAAACUGUUUAGACUGGUGUUGAGACCAGUUUGUUAUAUAUACAUGUACAGUAUGUGCCAAGCCUAAUGAACAAAUUUAGACUUAGUUGUUCAGGGUUUCCUUUUCUAUAUAUAUAUAUAUUUUUUUUUUUUUUUUCCCCUUCCCAUUUUUAAGUGUGAUGUAAUAAAGAUUGAAUUUGAGAAGAAAUGCAAAUCCUGUUUUCAGUGGAAUAGGGCAAGGGAUAGCUUGUAUAUAGUGGCAUUGGUGCAAGAUAUUGUUACAUUUUCUACAAAACUUCCUCAGAAGGAUAUUGCUUUACUUUUUUGGUGCUAACUUGACUGUUGAAGGAUAACCCUAACAUUUCAGUUUAGGCCAUGAAUGACUGAAGUCCUCACUGAACCCAUAUGUCAGACUGAUGGCAUAAACGUGAUCAUUGAUAAAAAAAACUGGUGCUAUGUUGCCUAUCUGGUGCCUGGUAGGUUCAAGAACUUGUUCUGCAGGAAUGUCUACCUUCUUGUUUUUGGUACAGCAGUUACAAAAUCCUGCCAAUCUAUACUAUUUUUCUUAGAUUAUGCUGUCCCUUGGUUUACAUAUAGUGUUCCUGUGGAAAGGGACUUAUUUUGUCCUUUAACAGACCUUUUGUGUUCAAGCUUGCCCAUAUUGAACAUAUCCACGUACCCUGAUAUGCAAUAAACCAUAAAUACUGUAUCUAAAAUCAUUUUGUCACUUUACAGCAAAAAUGUGCUAAUGGUUUUGGGUCCCCCCUUUUAAAACUGAUGGCAUUAGAAUGGCUAUUUUAAAAAUUUCCCCUCCAGUUUGUUGCAUCAGACUAAAUGGUUUUUGUUCAUUCCUUAGUAACUUAUUGAGUAAAUAAAACUCCUUCCAAAUA